Molecule: messenger RNA, 3213 nt
Organism: Pygocentrus nattereri (red-bellied piranha)
Lineage: Eukaryota; Metazoa; Chordata; Actinopteri; Characiformes; Serrasalmidae
Gene: vps51
Product: VPS51 subunit of GARP complex
Exons: 11
Coding region: 185-2641 (818 amino acids)
Biological process (GO): lysosomal transport; Golgi vesicle transport; retrograde transport, endosome to Golgi
Cellular component (GO): membrane; GARP complex; EARP complex
Source: RefSeq, a predicted model, not a curated record
UUAUUUUGAAGGCCGCAGGACUCCGUUUCCCUGUUGCUGUUCCUCAGUGAGGCUCUCCAGUAAAUUCCGUCUAAAACUCGGAAUCUGUCCGGUUCUGUGGGGGAGAGUUUAUUAGCAGCUGGUUGAUCCAUUUAAGGUCGUGUCGUGUCUGUUUUAGGGUAAUUAGUGUGUGUAAUCGGGUGACAUGGAGGCCGAGUCCGGCAGCUCCUCUCCCGGCCGGAAGCGGCGCCUCCUCCGGCUUUAUUACAGCGCAGCCCCGGAGCCGCAGCAGGAGGAGCAGCCGGACCCCUGCGACAUCAACGGGGCUCAGUUCGACCCAGAGCUGUACCUCAAUAAGCUGAGGAAGGAGUGCUCUCUAAAUGAGCUGAUGGAUCAGGAGAGCUGCAUGGUCAGACAGAUUCGAUCCCUGGACAGCGACAUGCAGACGUUGGUCUAUGAGAACUAUAAUAAAUUCAUUUCUGCCACAGAUACGAUCAGGAAGAUGAAGAACGACUUUAAGAAGAUGGAGGAUGAGAUGGACUGUCUCUCCACCAACAUGGCUGCCAUCACUGAGUUCAGCGCCCGGAUCAGCGGAACCCUACAGGACCAGCACGCCCAGAUCACCAAACUAUCAGGCGUCCACACUCUCCUGCGUAAGCUGCAGUUCCUGUUUGAGCUCCCGGCGCGGCUGAAUAAGUGUUUGGAGCUGCAGGCGUACGCUCAGGCCGUCAGCUCCCACUGCCGGGCACGCUGCGUCCUGCAGCAGUACAGCCACAUGCCGUCCUUCAGGGGCAUCCAGGACGACUGCCACGCCAUCAUGGAGCGGCUCGCGCAGCAGCUGAGGCAGAAGUUCAGGGACGGCGGUACGAGCGCUAAGGAGCUGUCGGAAUGUGUGGAGCUUCUCCUGCAGCUGGACGAGCCGGCUGAGGAACUCUGCGACAAAUUCCUGAGCCACGCCCAAACCAGGCUGGAGGCAGACCUACAGGGGCUAGAGGCGGAGCUUAGAGAUUCAGCACCCAUUGACGUCUCCACCCAGAAACUGAGCAGUGCAGCCAAUCCCAUGUCUCCGUCUGAGUCCUCAACGUCCAGUCACUUUCUCUCGCCAGCUGCGCAGACAGAUAUCCUGGAGUUUAUCGAUCGGGGCUGCAAUGAGUUUGUGAGUAAUCUCUGCCUGGUGAUCGCCUCGUAUCAGGAGCUGUUCGUCAACCGUCCACAAGAGGGCGAGCUGGCCUCCAAAAAUAUCCCUCAGAUGGCUAACAGCAAGCUGCUCGUGUUUGUGGACACUUUAGCGGCCAGGUACUUCUCCCUGGUGGAGCGGCGGAUUCAGGAGGAAAAAGGUGUCGGAGAUAACUCCUUAUUGGUCAGAGCACUGGACCGGUUCCACCGCAGGCUCCAGGCCGUGUCUAAGCUCCUUCCUGGUUCUGCUGUGCCGAGCCAAGGCACUGAGAUUGUGAUCCAGGCAGCAAGAGAGAGAAUCAAACAGUACCUGUCUGCCUUGCAGAGUUUCUAUCUGGACAGCCUCACUGACGUCCGGCAGGCGCUGGCGGCCCCACGGCUCUCUGUGGGCGGGACAAGCUCGGCAGGGGGAGGGGCUCUAGCAGGAAGCGGUCCUCCUGGCAAAGAAGCUCCCCCCAGUCUCCCUGAUCUCUUGACCUCACUGUCCAACUCCAUCCUGAAUCAGAUCAAAUCAGUUUUGGCCUCAGUGCAUCUCUUCACCGCGAAGGACAUCACCUUCUCCAGCAAGCCGUACUUCAAGGGAGAGUUCUGCAGUCAGGGCGUGCGAGAGGGGCUGGUGGUGAGCUUCAUCAAGUUUAUCUGUCAGUCGUCCCGUCAGUUCUGCGAGAGUGCCGGAGACAGAGGCGGUUCCACUCCUCCGGUUCUGCUGCUGCUGCUCUCUCGCCUCUGUCUGGAUUUCGAAACCUCCACCAUCUCCUACAUCCUCACGCUGACGGAUGAACAGUUCCUUGUACAGCACCAUUCUCCGGUGACUGCAGUGACGGCUCUGUGUGCCGAGGCCCGAGAGGCAGCGCAGAAACUGCUCAAUCACUACGUGAAGGUUCAAGGUUUAAUAAUCUCCCAGAUGCUGAGGAAGAGUGUGGAGACCAGAGACUGGGUGAACACCAUUGAGCCCCGGAACGUGCGGGCGGUGAUGAAGAGGGUGGUGGAGGACACGACCUCCAUCGACGUUCAGGUCGGUCUGCUGUAUGAAGAAGGUGUAAGAAAAGCUCACAGCAGCGACUCCAGCAAGCGCACAUUCUCCGUCUACAGCAGCUCAAGACAGCAGAUACGCUACGCACCAAGUUACACACCCAGCGCUCCGAUGGACACUAACCUGCUCAGUAACAUCCACAAGCUUUUCUCAGAGAGGAUCGACAUCUUCAGCCCAGUGGAGUUCAACAAGGUGUCGGUCCUGACCGGGAUCAUUAAGAUCAGCCUGAAGACGUUCCUGGAGUGCGUGCGCCUGCGGACGUUUGGCCGUUACGGCCUGCAGCAGAUCCAGGUGGACUGUCACUACCUGCAGAUGUACCUGUGGAGGUUUGUGUCUGAUGAGAACCUCGUGCACUUCCUGCUGGACGAGAUCGUGGGCAGCGCGGCCCACCGCUGCCUCGACCCAAGCCCCAUGGAGCAGAGCGUCAUCGAGGUCAUCUGUGAGCGAGGCUGAACGGGAACGAAGCUCGGAAACUGGUCUGCGGAUUCACUCGGACUUAUUCACCACUAACAGGAAAUAAAAUGUGUUCAUCGCCAUAGAAACCGGGGGCUGGAUUUGAGUUAAAGCCUCGGUCUGAGUAGCUUUAUUAGCGCAGAGCGAAGGUCGGGUCAUCACCACUGGAGCAGAACUCGACUCUGCGAGUCGAGCGUUGCUCCAAAAAGCUUCUCUCAGAAAGAGAAUUGCGCUGUAGUGUCUGUCUGAGUGUGUUUACAUGCGCUGGAUAAUCUGACACCUGCAGGAAUCUGAUAAGGAUCUGAUCAUUCAGUGAAGGUGAACUCACUCAGUGAUGGUGUGAUGAUGUAGUAACUCGAUGUUUGUUGUUGUUAUUUGUGUAAAUCAGACGUCGCAGUGAUUCCUGACGAGGCUUUAAACAGACAGGUGUAAACACUGAGCUGAGCUGUCAGUUAAACAGCUUUACUGUACAGUCCCUACGCAACGGCUUGUGCAUGUCAUUCAGGCGUCAACGCGCCCCCUACAGGCGCCGCCUUUCAACACUCAUAAAUAAACAGAAAAAUAAACAGGAA